AUGGAUCAGAAACCAAAGAAUGACUCAGAGAGGAGAGAGCUGAGCAAGAUACCUUAUGCAAACAUCAUAGGAAGCAUAAUGUACACAAUGCUAUGCACAAGACCAGAUUUGGCUCAGGCUAUAAGUGUUACUAGCCGAUUUAUGUCAGACCAUGGGAGAGAGCAUUGGAUAGCAUUGAAGUGGUUGCUCAGAUACUUGAAGGGUGCUUCAGAUUAUGGUCUGUUGUACAAGGCAGAUUGUAAGGAUCAAGGUGGAGCACUGGUGGGGUUUUGCGAUUCUGAUUAUGCAUCAAAUAGAGAUAAUAGGAGAUCUCAAACUGGAUAUGUGUUCACCCUAAAUGGCACUGCUAUAAGCUGGAAAUCUGGAUUACAACAUGUGGUUGCUUUAUCUACUACGGAAGCUGAGUACAUGGCAAUGACAGAGGCUGUGAAAGAAGCAAUAUGGCUGAAGGGAAUCCUAGAAGAUUUUGGGGAGAAGCAAGACACAGUGGAGAUAAACUGUGACAGCAGCAGCGCCUUAUGCCUUGCCAAACACCAGGUGUUUCACGAAAGAAGUAAGCACAUAGAUGUGCGGAUGCACUUCAUAAGGGAUGAAAUACAGAGAGGUGAAGUCAAGAUGGUGAAAAUAUCUACUGAGCAUAAUGCGGCUGAUAUGUUGACAAAGCCGUUGCCAGCCAUGAAGUUUAAAUACUGCUUGGGGCUGGUGGGACUUGUGGAGUGA
Messenger RNA from Salvia splendens (bonfire salvia), 720 nucleotides. Its product is annotated as secreted RxLR effector protein 161-like. Gene Ontology annotation, molecular function: nucleic acid binding. The transcript has a single exon. The record is from RefSeq and is a predicted model, not a curated record. NCBI's taxonomy places the organism in Eukaryota, Viridiplantae, Streptophyta, Magnoliopsida, Lamiales, Lamiaceae. The coding region runs from base 1 to 720 and encodes 239 amino acids.